UACGAUAUUAGAAUGCGCACAGAUAUCGUUGAUAGAAUGAAAAAUAUACGACAAGGAACGCAAAGAGGAACAGAGUCUAGGAAUAACAAACUUCGUCGUCUCUUCGUGUGCCCCCUUCCACGUGCGGUCCAGAGAGAGGAUCAGAGGAGCGACGAGUAAUCUAAGAAAGGAGGGAACGAAAACACCGAGUGAUGGACGAAAGAGGGAAAAGCGAGGUGAAAUGACGGAUUCAAAGGAGCAAGCAGAGCAGAAGGGAGAGGAGGUGAAGAGAGCGAGAACAAGAUGGAGAAAGAGAAAGAGAGAGAGCGAGGUGAGGCAAGGCGAGCCGGUGAUCGUAGUGGGAUCGACAAAGCUACCUGGUUCCACGACGGCCACUUUCGACGGCAGUAACCACGAAGACGCCAUGACGACACAAUCACCCACAUCGUCCACGACUCGGCUCUCCUCGAUUGGUCUAGUCGCAGCGAUUUAUCUUCUUCUGGCGACACAGAUAUGCAGCGCAGCUUAUUACGGAAAGCUUAUUGGCAAGCUGUCGGAACUUCAUCACGGCGUCAGCGGUGAAGUUUACGCGGUGGACGGGCGAACUCUGUUCAUCAAGGACUUCACGUACGACGGCGAAGCACCAACCGCUUACUUUUACGUCGGUACAUCGAAGAGUCCUAAUGGAAACGGAAUCAGGCUCCGGGACGAGCGUGGAUCAUCGAACACGUUGAAGCGGUAUCGUAGGAAGGACAUCACGCUCACGUUACCCGAUGGCAAGACGCUGAGCAACGUGAAGUGGUUCGCCGUGUGGUGCGACGAAUUCUCCGUUAACUUUGGUGACGUCAGAAUACCACGAGGAUUCGAUUACCCAAAACCUCAAAAAUUGGCAGCUCUGAACGGAGUACACGGAGUAAGCUCCGAACCAAUCGUCGUCGUCGAUGCACAAACCCUCUUGAUACCAAGCUUCAGCUACGAUGGCGAGGCGCCUGAUGCGAAAUUUUGGGUUGGAGCUGGACCAUCGCCGUCGCCGCAAGGUAUUCGCGUACCAGACGAGAACGGAAAGGAGCAGCCACUACGUCGAUACGAUCGCAAAGCCAUCGUGCUGACGUUGCCCGGGGAUCUAACGAUCCACCAGAUCGGCCACUUCGGCGUCUGGUGUGAGGCGUUUACCGUGGACUUCGGCCAUGUACAAAUUCCGCAAGGUCUUAACGUGCCACCAUCCCUAAAGAUGCUCGGAGUUUCACCGCAGUCGAAACUGAACUGCGAAGUGCUGGAGGACAAGCUGGCUUUUGAGGUGCGAUGGGCCGUGGCCGGAGACAGCAUAGUCGCCCAACUCGUUGGAAAACUUGACGAUGGACAAUACAUGGCGUUCGGAUUAUCAGCGAAUCCGGAAAGAAGCUUAAUGGUCGGCGGAGAUGUCGUGGUCGCCUGGGUCGAUAAGCAAACCCUUCAAGGCUACGCUGUCGAUUACUUUUUGGAUGCUAAAUCUCAAUGUUCCGGAAGACGAGGCAGCUGUCCAGACACACGCAUACAGGAGAACACGAAUUCUAUUCGAUUGUUGAACGCGGCACUGGUGGACGGAUAUAGCAUUGUCACGUAUCAGAGACCACUGAAGACGAACGAUGAACUGGACCAUCAAAUCCUGACAAACGGAUCGCAGGCGAUCAUCUGGGCCAUCGGCCCACUAAACGAGAGGCAAGAGGUCAGCUUUCACUCCGACUAUCUGAAAACCGAUCGUUUCAUCGAUUUCGGUAGACCACCGGUUUGGAAUUGUCCCGUUCCAGAUCACGAGCAUUCUCAGGUAUUCGCGGACAGCACCGAUGCCAGGGACAGUGACAAUCAGCAACUAAUUGUAACUACGAGAAGACCUCAACGUGUAGCAACCCCUGCACCGGCGGCUAAGGACGAUGCUUGGGAAAUUCCAGCCAUUCAAUGUUACGAACCCGAAGACGGAGUAUUGUAUGCCCAGAUGGGACCUACGGGAGGAAAGCACGGCUAUCCUGCUAUUACUGGUCACGUUGGUUGGGGAAUUUCGUGGUAUAUAAAUGGCCUGCUAAUUCCGGAGAUCAACGUGGUUCGUGGAAAAAAAUACACUUUCGUAGUGGAAGGUGGGGAAAAUGCCGAUACUCCGGCUCGUUAUCAUCCCUUUUACAUUACCGAUGACCCCGUUGGUGGAUACCAACACAAGACACCCGAGGAGAAAGCCAAAGUGAAAAUAUUUGCCGGCGCUCAACGUCAACGUGGAGUAUAUCGACCAACGGGUGUCGGACGUCUAUGCAACUGGGUGCCAGAUCAGAAUCAACCCCUAGCGGACGAAUUCUCGUCGUUCGGCGCUUAUCAGCGUACGCUGACUUUGGAAUGCGAUCAUGGUGAACCAGGUUUUGUAGAAUGGGUCCCGGAUGAGAACACGCCUGAUACUGUGUACUAUCAGUGUUUCACACAUCGCUAUCUGGGAUGGAAGAUAAACGUUCAUGACAGUUGUGACGCCGGAGAAGCCGCUGGCAGCGAGAACCACGAGGUCUACGUGGACCCGAAGAAUCAGCGACCGAGCGGGGAUCUCGAAAACAGCCACAGCAUCCGCGUGUUGAGCAAGGUAACACCAACGGCGGAGUUCCUCCGGCAGCCUCAACAUUCUCAUCAUCCUCAUAGCGAACACGGGCUUCGUUAUUCUUAUCAUCCAGCGACUAACCCUGACAAGCUAAGCACAUCAUACACGCAGUUACUAACGACCGCUAACAACAACAAUUACGUGCGCUUGAAAUCAUCGCCGUCGUACGAGGAGCCAUACACCUUGAGACCUUCGUACAACACGCCGGGCCACGAUGCUGUGCCGCAUCGUCACGAGGUACGCCAGCAUCACAAUCAUCACUAUAAUCAUCACCACCAGCUCGCACCGAUCUAUCGCGAACAAUCGAUGGGAGUCACCAGACUGACCUCCUCCUACCCUGGCCGACAGCAAAUCAUGGAGAUCCAACCGGAACUCCUUCGGCAACCCUCUAACCAGCAAUUGUCUAACCUCGUUGCAGAUAAUCCACGACCACUGAACCAUGGGAUGAAAUACACAUAUCCGGCUACCGCCAGUCCACAGAUCCCAUAUUCCAGGCCGGUGUCUCACCAUUACGCGCCCAAUUACCAUCAUCUUUAUCACCCGCCCCUCCCCGAUCAUUAUCAUCAUCACCAACCGGACCAGAGGACUCAACUGAUGUUCGUCAAGAGACCGAUGUUGACACGUCGACCGAUGUUGCAGACGAUGCCCCAGCCCACCCUUCCUCUACCCUCGAGAUCGGUCUUCAUGGAACGAAAGAAGACUGUUUACAGACCGUCCUCGUCCACUUACGGAAAACGAACAGCGGAAAGACAGUCUCAAGGAAACGAUAACACACAGAUCGCGAAGCUCAAGAAAAUCGAUUCGAAGCAACAUCGAACGAAACUAGAGACCAAAGUAUCCAGCUUGGACAUACCCAAUAUAUUCGUCACUCCGAUAAAGCCGGCGAGAAACACGGGGUUCAAUCCAGACUCGAUAGUAAUCGAAAGUGGCUUCAAACCGAUCAUAAGAAAUAUCGAGAAAGCUACAGACGUGGCUCAAAAGAGAGUCUCCGAGAAAGUGGAGCAAGAAGAAGACGUCCGUCUUCGGGAAACUUUGAACCAUAAAGCAGUCGAUAACUUCGAGCCAGUUUUCAUACCUUCGCCACCAGUUCCGACAGUUGCAACCGUUAAAAAAUCGAAGAAAAAAUCUACGAACGCGAAACCGCGUCCUAGUGACGCGAAUGACAUGGAAAUGGCUGCUGACAGAAUGAACGCUUAUUAUUUGCCGCCACUUCCCGGACAAUUUCCGAACAAUCCGCCACCUUCGCCCUCGCCUUCGUCCGAAGUGCUAAUUACGUUUGAUGGCAAAAUGUUGAAGGAUUCCAGCUUGGUCAGAUCUAUUUCUGGAAUCGGGGAACACUCUAAAAGUAAGCUAUCCUCGGACGUUCUGAGCAGAACGCCACAAUUUGGAAGAUUUAAAGGGGAAUUACCACCGCCAAUUCCUGGAGAAGUUCGAUCGGAUCAAUCUCAACUUGAAAAGCAUCGUCUUCCAGCAGGUUUGCCCGAGGCGAGGACAACGAAGAACACGAAACUAACACUCGUCGAAAGAUCAAAAAGAUCUCCGCACGAAGGACAUGUACACGUUACGGAUUUUCAAACGAAUAGCUCUGAAACGAGUCACCGUGAACAUCACGAUCUCCACGAUCAUCGUAGUCAUGGAAAUAUGAUGUCUAAAUUUGUCAACGCGGGUCAAAUGAUCAUUGCUAAUUUAGGGUACAUAUUUUUGGGCGUGAUAGCUUAUCACGUUAUUUGAUAAAGUUGCUUUCCGAAUGAAUAAUACUUCCGCAGGUACUCAAUCGUUUGAAAUACAUUGGAAAUAGAAUAGAAGGCGCUAAUUAUAUCUGUAAAUUACUUGAAAUGGUUAGUUGACUGAAUCAUAGCUGACACAUCAUUACUUUUGUCGCAUUCUUUUGAUUCAGGAAGACUAAUAUACUGAAUGCGCGUAAUGUACAUGACUUCGCUGAUAUUGACGAUGUAAUCGACAUGAUAACACGGGAGAGGAAUAUAACUAACCACGAGAUGAUGAUCUUUUAUUUAUUCAGCUAUUUAUUAACGAAUUAUUGUCCCUUAUCGUACGAGAUAGAACGUCUAACCAUUAAUACAGUACCAAACCAUCUGUACCAGUUAUCGAAUAAAUUAGCUAUUAGUUAAUACUGUUCGCCAGAUCUCCAGUUUCAUAGCAAGAACUUAAUACCUUGAUUAUUUAAAGGGACAGAAGUUAACACUUUCAACUGUUAAGGUGCAAGAAGGAAUAAUAAAUAGAUUUUAUUAUUCUACGUGCUAUGACAACGGUUUGUUGUAUCUUAAGGUAUAUUAUAUAUUUGUACAUAAGUUAAAUUAAUUGUUAAUAAAGAGAUUGUGUAAUGGAUUAAAUUUUCCUUCCACUGUCUCGAUUUUGAUCAUCGAAUUCCUUUCGAUUCAAGGACAAUGUGGAAUUGACGUAAAAAAUCUUCGCUAACUAGUAAACACAUUCUCAGCGAAAUACCAGUAUCUACCUUUAUAGGGAUUUUUUUUUUUUUUGUUAACGAUGGGAGACUCGACCCAGGCCGACGAAAGACAUUAAGCAACAUUUUAUUAUAUAGAAAAAGAAAACAAACAAAUCUUACAAAACAAUGAGCACAUUAACAAUUAUACACGAUCGUAUAGUUAUAAUAUGUAUAAAGAGCGUGCAGGCCACGAUCAGUCGGAUUAUUCGAAAAUAAUCGUCAAGUGGAUACGCGAUAAGCAAAAAUACAAUGUUAUUCGUACGUUUUUCCGAUGAAAGGGAAGAUUGUUGACAAACCUGCAUUUGCACUCACAGUCUGCAUAUCAUCAAAAAUCCACAUUUAAGUAACCAUCAAUGGCACGCGAAACAAUUUGCCUUGUUUAUCUUACAGUUCGCGGGCAAAACUCGAAAGAAAUUAACCAGUGAAUAAUUCCCAUAAAACUCGAAAGAAACUAACCAGUGAAUAAUCUCCAACAUUGUUUUGUUGAAAUUAAUAUGACCCUUAAUUUCAUGUAUAUAUCCAUUUGAUUCUAUGUCGAAUUAUAUUUCAAUUUAUACUUAUAUUAUAAUUUAUACUAUAUGUUCCAAUUUUCAUUAAACGAAUUGAAAUUUUCUCGUCAAAACAUGAAUAUUACUACAGAUAUAUCUAACUUACCAAAAUUGACAAACUUCACGAUUUCGAGCAUUUACAGACUGCUUCUUCCAAACAUUAGUUUGAUUCGCUCUAACCUUAAAAGUAAUACGACGCUUACGAACAUGAACCAUAUCGUAUUUGGUUAUUACAUUUAUAUUAUUAUUACAUACCUAAGUUGACAAUGUAUUUACAUAUGUUACACGAUUUCUUUUCUACUUAACAGUACGCGCGUAAGAUGCUCCAUGGAACACAGAGUUUACAAUAAAAGCGAUAUUCAUUUCGAUCCUACAAUCGAUUUAAAUACGCUUGAACUUCAUAUAUGAAUAUAUAGUCAAAGACAUGGCUCAAAUAAAUUACAAAUAUUUGUUCAUUACUACAAUCCGUAUAUUCGCGUUUGCUUUGAAGCUAUGAGAAACGCCAUUUCUGUUUCUUUGUUUUUCUUCUUUACACAACUCGAAAAUUAAUCGAGCUGUUCAUUAUGGAUUAAAGUUGUGUUGAUUAACGGCGUGGUUUUCCUUUCAACGACAGUCGCGAGAAGGCCUCGUUUCUCUCGGUAAACAGCGACACCAAUUUUAAUAAUCAUCUCAUGAUUAGUUGAAAUUUCGGGUACUUAUUAAUAGCCACGCAAUACGCAGCUAAAUAAUUUAAUACUAACGGUAACGCCAACGUUACAUAUUUAGCGUUGUAUUUACGUAUUUUAGCGAGGUUGAUUUUCUUGCAUAAUAAUUUCAUUCUAUAGUACAUAUUACCUCUUUUCCUCUCCUUAGAUCCUAGAUCACUAUUGCCAAUGAUUCAGAAAUUGAUCGCAGACCGCAAUCAUUCCUUCGAUUAUUGCCAAACAAGACGUACAAAUGCAAAAUGUAUAUUCAGUUGCAAAUGGCAAUGAAAUCGCCAAUAUUCUAUGAAAGUGUGUAAUAUACAGAUCAGUUGAUGGAAUGUUUUCUGCAUUCUUGCUCCUACGUUUUCCCUGGCGAUAUAAAACGAAAAGUACUCUGCCGUGGACUUAUUGAGAUAUUAAAAUUUUUCAAUAGAAAUAUACGUCUGUUAGUAAAAAUACUAUGUUUCAGUAAUCACUUUUCUAAACAUACAAGAUGAAUUAAUUAAUUUCAUUGAACGGUACUUAAAAUAACGUCAUGACUGUUUCCUUUUUAAAUCACUAGUGAGAGAUAAUUCCAAUAUAAAAUAA
Bombus huntii is the source of this 6873-nucleotide messenger RNA. RefSeq names its product protein Skeletor, isoforms B/C (gene Skeletor). Lineage: Eukaryota; Metazoa; Arthropoda; Insecta; Hymenoptera; Apidae. The record is from RefSeq and is a predicted model, not a curated record. Bases 221 to 4321 code for a protein of 1366 amino acids. The transcript has 14 exons.